Messenger RNA from Dendrobium catenatum, 3318 nucleotides. RefSeq names its product pentatricopeptide repeat-containing protein At5g65560. The record is from RefSeq and is a predicted model, not a curated record. Lineage: Eukaryota; Viridiplantae; Streptophyta; Magnoliopsida; Asparagales; Orchidaceae. The transcript is spliced from 4 exons. Gene Ontology annotation, molecular function: protein binding. Bases 138 to 2732 code for a protein of 864 amino acids.
UAAUUUCUCCUCUCAACGAGGUGAGAAAACCCGCGCGGCUAAAGACCCCGCGCCUUCUGCCGCCGCCGACCCAGUUCGCUCCGCCGCCCGAGCACUAAACCCUAAGCUAACAUGGGGAAUCUUCCCUGCCACGGAAGAUGACGACCAUGCGUUACGCAUAUACUGUCCAAAGAGCUUUCUCAUCCGCCUACGCCACAGCCGCAGCGACGGCUGCUUCUCCUUCCACUCGCAAUAUCCUAAAAUUAUCCGCCGAUCUCCCUUACAUCCUCUCCCGCCCUGACUGGCGAAACAACCUCUCUCUCGACCGCCUCGCCAAAUCUCUUACCCCUACUCUCCUCUCCCACCUACUCCUCUCCCUUCCCCUCAAACCUUCCGCUGCUGUUGCCUUCUUUGACUGGAUUGGCCAUCAACCAUCUUUCCAGCACACCGUCACGACCCACGCCGCCCUCCUUCGUUCGCUCCUUCGUUCCACGCUUCCUUCCCCUCUUGAAAAAUUCGCUAUCUCCACCAUUCGGUCUUGCCAUUGCCGGGACGAACUCCUCGCCGUACUCGACCUACUUCUCUUGGCCGCUGAACGCUCCUGCAGCAUCCGCUGCUUCAACAAUUUGCUAAUGGCGCUGCGAACUUUCUCCAUGAUUGAUGAAAUGGAAUCGGUUUUCGAAAUAAUUAGCAAAGGUGAGAUUUUUCCCAAUGUGCAUACCUACAAUACGAUGAUGAAUGCUUAUUGCAAGGUUGGCAAUCUUGCUCAGGCAAAUGUGUACUUCAAACAAUUACUACAUGCGGGAUUGAACCCUGAUACUUUUACUUAUACGUCAUUGAUCUUGGGCUGCUGUAAGGCUAAGAGCUUGGAGAGCGCCUGCUGGGUCUUUUUUAUGAUGCCAGAGAAGGGUUGCCCUAGGAAUGAGGUGUCAUACACAGUGAUAAUUCACGGGCUAUGUGAAGCCGGCAGGUUCACAGAGGCAUUAUCUUUGUUUUCUAGAAUGGAUGAUGAUGGGUGCCAGCCUGAUAUCCAUUCCUACACUGUCGUCAUUCAGUGCUUGCUCAAGAAUGGGAAGAUUGGAAAUGCUGAAUCAAUGAUGGAUGAAAUUACGAGGAAGGGUUUGGUUCUCAAUGUUGUUACUUACAAUGCCUUGAUUGACGGUUAUUGCAAGGCAGGGAGAGUUGCUUCUGCUUUUGGCGUAUUUGAAAUGAUGGAAUCGAAGGGAUGUAAGCCAGAUGUGCAGACUUACAGUGAGUUGAUUUGUGGUCUGUGUCAGGAGAGGAGAGUGCAUGAAGCUAUGAAUCUUUUGAGUAGGAUGCUCGAAACUGGUUUGUCUCCAAACGUUGUCACUUACACAACAUUGAUCCAGGGGCAAUGCAGGGAGGGCCAUUUUAGCUGUGCAUUUGAAUUGUUGGAUUUAAUGGAAGAGAAUGGCUUGGUUCCAAAUGAGCGGACGUGUUCAAUUUUGAUAGAUGCUCUUUGUAAAGGGGGAAAAAUUGAGGAAGCUAAGGAGUUCUUUAAUAAUAUUGUUAAAAAAGGCUUAAACGUGAACAAGGUGGUUUAUACCGCAUUGAUUGAUGGGCUGCACAAAGCAGGGAGGAUUGAUGAUGCUCAAUCUUCGCUGAAGGAGAUGCUAUCAAAAAAUUUUGUACCCGACCCCUUCAUCUAUAGUUUUUUGUUGGAUGUUUUGUUCAGAGAAAAUAAGAGAGAGGAGGCUAAGUCUAUCCUUAUUCAUAUGUUGAAGAUAAAAGUUAAACCUACAGCUGUUAGUUACACUAUUUUAAUUGAUUUGUUCUUGACUGAGGGAAAAUUUGAGGAUGCUAAAAUAAUUUUUGGUGAGAUGAUUUCUUCAGGAUGCAAGCCAGAUGCAUUCACUUAUACUGCAUUCAUUCACUCCUAUUUCAAUUGCAAGAUGUUAAAAGAAGCAGAGAAUAUGAUUAUGCGGAUGAAGAGAGAUGGAGUUCUUCCAAGUUUGGUUACAUACACUGCAGUGAUUGAUGGUUACAGAAGCAUUGGAUUGAUAGAUCAAGCUUUCUCUGCUCUCAAUGAGAUGAUGACAUCAGGAAUUGAGCCCAAUGAUAUAACUUUUUCUAUUUUAUUUAAGCUUAUGAUUGAAAAGAAACAAGCUUCUUUGAUUUCAUUUGGUUCUGAAGUCAUGUGGAAGGUAUUGGAGAUGGAUACUGUCGUAGAUCUUAUACAGGAGAUGCACAAAUAUGGUUGCAUUCCUAGCAUCAGUACCUACAAUACCCUCAUAAAUGGAUUUUGCAAAAUGGAUCGAUUGGAAGAAGCAAAGCUUUUAUUCAUCCAAAUGCAAGAAGUUGGAAAAUCACCUAAUAAAGAAACGUAUACUUCUUUAAUAAGCUGCUGUUGCAGGUUAAAACUAUAUAUUGAAGCAUCGGAGUUUAUGGAUUCCUUGAUUUCUUUAGUUGGUCCGCCACAUUUGGAAUCCUAUCAGCUUCUUAUUUCAGGACUCUGUAACGAAGGGAACUUUGAGAAGGCCAAACAAGUUUUUCAUGGUUUAUUUACGGGUGACUAUAAUUAUGAUGAAAUUACUUGGAGAAUAUUGAAAGGCACUCUAUUGGCACAGGGAUACAUUGAUUUUUGUUCUGAAAUAUUGUCAAUAAUGGAGGAGAAGAACUGUCUCCCGAGCAAUCUAACGUAUGCUAAGUUGCACCGAAUGCUGAAUUCUUCAGGGAUGUUUCUGUCGGAGGCACUGGAGAGAGAGGAUAAGUUGCAGAAUAAUUUUUCAUAGUUUGCUCUGACGUGAUGUUUGUACCCGUUGAUACGUGGGAUGCUAACCAGUGGACAUGCACUUUUGUGUAUAUACUAUACGUCUUGAUAAUUAUUUCUCCAUUUCAUCGCUGCACCUAACUAGGAAGAACCAUGCCCUGGUCAUUGAAGAUCUGAAAUGGUUCCAAAGAUCCAAACCACUGAAAAAAUUGCAUUUUUUUCUUUUAAUAACUCAGCAAUAGGCUGGCAUCAUUGUUUUUUAUGCAUUAUGGUGGAACGUAUGAACCUUGUAGCGUGGAUGAUAUGAGUAUUUCAAUAAGAGCAAAAUGAUUUCAGCACACCGUUUUAUGAAAGGAUAGGAGAAGGUUGUUGAUGAAAAUGGAUGGCUGCAUAUUGGAGAUAUUGGUUCAUGGUUACUUGGUGGACGUCUAAAAAGCAUUUAUAGAUAAGAUGAGGUGGAGCCUAAGAGUGAUGUUGAGGUCAUAGCAAUGCAGUUGUUGUUGUUGUUGUUGUAAUGAUGAUAAGUGAAGGUUGAUGCGAACUUACAGAUCUCUGGCUACUUGCAUAUUAUUAGCAGUUUGACACUUGGAUCUUAUUUGCCAAAAGGC